Messenger RNA from Cinara cedri, 4896 nucleotides. Lineage: Eukaryota; Metazoa; Arthropoda; Insecta; Hemiptera; Aphididae. The record is from the annotation of a GenBank genome assembly.
GCUGGGUAGGUCGUCCUUCGAGGUUAUUUGAAGUUCAUUAUUGCUUAUUGGGCCGCUAAUUUGACUGUCACUUUUUAACGUACAAAUUCAUUAACAAUUUAAUCUUCAAUUAGGUAUACAUAAUGUCUGGAUCAAAUAGAACUAUAAUUAUGAAUAAUGUUCGUUUAUUAAGAAACUUAAACAGGAAUACUGUGAGAACGGUGACUACUAAAUGUCCUAUCAAAGUAGUUCAAGCUUUUAGGUAAUAUUAAUAAUUAAUCAACUGAAUUGUUUGAACUUAAUUUUGUAUAUAUUAUUUCAUUCACGUUGUUAUUGUAGAUGUCAAAAUGCCAUACAAUGGCGUACUGGAAAACGUCCAUCCAUGAAAAAUGUUGGCUAUCGUUUUUAUGCCACAGAUCUCCCUAGCCACAUCAAAGUUGCAUUGCCAGCAUUAUCUCCUACAAUGGAAAGUGGCACAAUAAUUAACUGGUCAAAAAAAGAAGGUAAUAUAAUGUUCAUAAUUUAAACAAAAUAUGAAACGUAAUUUUGUAUUAAAUGGUUUUGUAGGAGAAAAAUUGAACGAAGGUGAUAAAUUAGCUGAAAUUGAAACAGAUAAGGCUAUUAUGGAUUUUGAAACUCCCGAAGAAGGAUAUCUUGCUAAGAUUGUAGUACCUGCUGGUCAAAAAGAUGUUAAAGUUGGAAAGGUAAACAUUAUUACUGUUUUAGAUAAAAAUAUUAAUUUAUACGCCUACAUAUAAUAAAUCAAUUUUUAAUAAUAUUAUUAUUCUCUCGGUCAUUUUAAUGAUACAAUAAAUGGUGUGACCUUCAAGGGCAUUAUUUCAGAGACAAAUUUACAAUUAGGCUGUCUAAGUCACAGGAUAAGCUAUAUUUUAGGACUGAUAUUUUUAAAUAUGUUGGGUGAUAUUUUUAAUUCUUAUUUAUGAUCUGUAAAAUAAAAUAAUAGACAAUAAUUUUGCUAAUGGAAUAUUUCAAUAUGUUGAUUAAUGUAUUAACUCAAGUAAAGUCUUAAAUAUCAAUAUUUUAAAAUUAUUCAUUAAAUAUUAUUUUUGGUGAAUUGUCUUUAAAUAAAAUAUUAUAUUUAUUUGUUAUAUAUAUAUUUUAAUUAUUCAAUUAUGAACUGAUAAAAACCGAUUUGAUUUUAAUUAUUAAAUAUACAUAUUUUUUGUAUCUUGUAUAGAUAUGUUUACCUUAAGAAGGUUAUCACAUUGACUUAUCAACAUGAAAAAAAAAUGUUUUCUUUCUUUGUAUACAAUUUAUCAUAAUAUUAAAUAAUUUGUUUAUUUUUAUUAAAAGUAUAAUACAUGAAUUAUGUUUAUACGUUGUUUUUUUCCAUAAAUCAUCUAAUAAAUCAUACUUUGAAUGUUUUUUUAACCUUAAUAAUAAUUUGGGUUUUAUAGAAUAAUUUUUUUAUAAGCAUUUGAAGUAACAUUGUUAAUAAAAUUUGUUAAACAUAAUAUUAUUAGAUAUGAAUAGAUACUAUAAAAAAACCAAAAAAAAUUUUUUUCCAGCUUGUAUGUAUUAUUGUAGAAAACGAAUCUGAUAUUGCUGCCUUUAAAGACUUUGUUGAUGAUGCCUCAGCAAUUGCACCUCCUUCUGCAGCGCCAUCAGCCCCCAAGCCAGUAGCAUCUUCAACUCCCAAGCCAGCAGCAACUUCUGCGCCUAUUCCAUCACCACCUACAGCUCCAAAAACUGCAGCACCAAUCAAUGUAGGCUCCCGUAUAUUUGCUAGUCCACUUGCAAAACGUUUAGCCACUGAAAAGGGAUUGGAUUUAAGUGUGAGAAUUGUUAAAUUUAUUUAAACUAAAUAUACUUUAAUAUUAAUAACAUUUUAAAUUUCAGUCUAUUUCUCAAGGUUCUGGUUUGUUUGGUUCAAUAAAAUCUACAGAUCUAGUUAAAGCCUCUACGGCUUCAGUUAGUGCUAAAAAACCUGUUGUAGACGGAAUUCGUGGCGAUGGAUUUGUUGAUAAUCCAGUGACAAAUGUCCGAAAAAUCAUUGCACAACGUUUAUUACAAUCCAAACAAGUAAAAAAAAAAAAACAACUUUUUAUAACUAACACUAAUCUUUUUUUUGUUUAUUCACAGACUAUACCUCAUUAUUAUCUUACUGUUGAUUUGAGUUUGGAUAACAUUGUGUCAUUAAGAAAACGUAUGAAUGAAUUGUUGGAAAAAGAAGGUGUUAAAUUGUCCAUUAAUGAUUUCAUUAUUAAAGCUUCAGCUCUAGCUUGUAAAAAAGUUCCAGAAGCCAAUUCAUCUUGGAUGGAUAGUUUUAUUAGACAGUAAAUAUAUUAUAUCAAUAAUAAUCCAUUAGUAUUUAUUAAAUUAUAUCUUAAUACUAUUGUGACACAUUUGAUUUCGAUUAAUAACAUUUAAUAGAUCCAAGGGAGGAAAUUAAUUUAUUGAAUGUUUAAAAUAUAAUAUUUUAUCUUUUAAAGGGAUAUCUUCCUAUAGUAUUUUUAAAAAUAAUUGUAAAUUGUAGGUGUUCAUAAAUUAUAAAAUCUAUUGGUUGCUAAGAUUGCUUACCACAAUUAUUAGUGCUUAUGUGUUUGACCAUCCAUUGAAAUUAUAUUUAAUUAUCCUAUAAUAUUGCAGAUAUGACGCAGUUGACGUAAGUGUUGCUGUGAGUACUGAAACUGGACUUAUAACACCAAUUGUAUUUAAUGCAGAUACUAAAGGGUUAGUGGCAAUAAGUACCGAUAUUAAACAACUUGCUGCUAAAGCCAGAGAAGGUAAACUACAGCCUCAAGAAUACCAGGUAUUAUUUUAAAAGGUUUUGAUAAAUUAAAAUCUUUACGUUGUGUAAAUAUAUAUAUUUUUUUUAUUGCAGGGAGGUACAUUUAGUGUUUCAAAUUUGGGAAUGUUUGGUGUGAAGAGUGUGUCAUCAAUAAUUAAUCCACCUCAAUCGUGUAUACUCGGAAUCGGCUCUAUGACUCAGCGACUUGUACCAGAUAAGACUAAUGGAACACGUGCACAAGAUACAUUACAAGUGACAUUAAGUUGUGAUCAUAGAGUAGUAGAUGGUGCUGUAGGAGCCCAAUGGUUACAAGCAUUUAGACGAUACAUAGAAGAACCUCAUAACAUGUUACUAUAAUACUGACUUAUUGUUUAAGACUAAAUUAGUCAUACAAUGCUGCUUUCCGUAAUAUGUCUGUUUUAUUUUUAUUAUAAAUGUUAUUUGUUGUUUAAAUAGUUUAAAUGCUAACUCAUCAGUAUACAAUCUGUCUGUUUUGUUUUGCACUUGGUCGUUUAAAUGCUAUAAUGAUAUGUUCAGUGGUGUAUUUGAAGGUCUAUUUUGUAUGAAUCAAAUAAAAAUAUUAUAUUAUGAGUAUACAAUUGUACUUCAAAAAAAAAACCAUGCAUUUGGUUACAUUUAUAUGCAUAGCGAAUUAGUAAUUUAUUUUAUAUAAAUUUAUUGUUUUAUUUUCUUAAUAAAUUAAAUGUGUAAAUAAAAUUGAAUUAUAGAUUACUAUUUUUAUCGAUAGUUUGCCUUUUUUACUUUAAAUAAAAAUAGCUUUGUAAGGUUUGUAGUUAUGAUAACUUCUUAAUGCUCUAGUAUAUUUACCAUAAUAAUUGCAUAGAAUACAGAAAAUAAUUUCCAAUACACCACUGAGUAUAUUACACAGACUAAAUUAAUAUACUAGUCAUGUGUAUACCAAUUGUAUUGCUAGCUGUGUGUUAUAUGACACAGUAAAACAUAUAAUAUACUCAGUUUAAAAUAAUUGUUUUAUUGUACACAGUAUCCAAAAUUGCCUACUUUUGUUACAUGUAGCAAAUGUGAAUACGCCUAGUCCCAUAAUUUAAGAAAUUUGUAAGUAACAACUAUAGUGAAUUACACAACUGCCAACAAAACUCACGUAAAAUGAUUAACAGUAAUAUUUAUAUUUCAUAGCUAUAAGACAUAAAAUAAAAAUUGUUUAAAAUGUUAUAAAAUAUGUUUACAGAAUAGUACCAAAUGAUAUUUGUUUCCAAUUCAUUUCACCUGGAAAAUGAAAAAAAAAAUGAUAAUAAAUGAUUACAAUAAAAUAACGACUUGUUCUAUUUAAUAAAUAAAUCUAAAUUAUAUAAUUUUAAGAUUAAGCUUGUUGAAAAAAGAAUACCAUCCUAACAAUAAAACCAUCUGAUAUGAUCAAAACUUUCAAUAUUUUAGUUUCUGAAAUUCAUCAAAUUUUUACAUUAUUUUAACUAUUUACCAUCAAUUUCUUAUAUUACUCAGGCAUUCCUCAAAAUUAACUACAAUACAAACUCCAACUACAAUAUUAUAAAAAAGAUUUAAUUGAAUUUUGUAAGUUUUAUAAUUGUAUAAUAUGUACCUGAAUAAAUUAUGAAAAACAAACAUAAAAUAAUAACAAUAACUCACCUAAGGCUAAUGACCAUUGAGAUUGUAAAUUACUGUUUUUGUUAGUUAAAUCUUUGAUUGUAAAAACCUUUGCAGUAUUUUGAGAGUUAAUCUUUACUGAACUUGUAUAUAAUUUUACUAAUUUGACAAUAUUGUACUCUUGUUUUACUUUUAAUGGAUUUGAUUGUAUUCGUAAUAACCUAUAAUUCAAUCAACAUGUUAGUAAAUAACCAAAUAGGUUUUAUUAUUAUUAUUAAUAUAAAAUUACCAUUUUAAAAACACUACAGUAUGUGAAUGUGGUGAAUUUAAUGCAGUUCUUAAAACAAGGUUUGAAUCUAAAUCUAAAGUUUUGCAUGUCAUACAGUUAUCAUUUUCAUUAUGUUUGAUUUCUAUUUUUUUACUAUUUUUAAAUACAACUAUGCAUAGUUCAAUGAUCCAUAAAGCAGCAACACGAGAAUUCUGAGUAACUAAACAUUGUAACAAAUUGGUCAAUAGACCAGAAGUGGUGAAUAAUUUCAAUAAAACACUCCACACAUCUUUAUCUGUUUUAGAAAUUCUACCUA